This is a messenger RNA of Bombus huntii, 1061 nucleotides long. RefSeq names its product ADP-ribosylation factor-like protein 3. Bases 102 to 644 code for a protein of 180 amino acids. NCBI's taxonomy places the organism in Eukaryota, Metazoa, Arthropoda, Insecta, Hymenoptera, Apidae. Gene Ontology annotation, molecular function: GTP binding; GTPase activity. The transcript has 5 exons. The record is from RefSeq and is a predicted model, not a curated record. Gene Ontology annotation, cellular component: microtubule cytoskeleton; cytoplasm. Gene Ontology annotation, biological process: cilium assembly.
AAACAACACAAUAAAUUCGAGGGACGAUAACCAAACGCUUGACGUGUCGUGAUCGACUACUGCCACGUUUUUUGUUCCAAUUUAAUAAACAACGGUGAAAUAUGGGACUUUUAUCAAUCCUGAGAAAAUUGCGUUCCAAUCCAGACAAAGAAUUGCGACUGCUUCUUCUGGGAUUGGAUAAUGCUGGAAAAACGACGAUUUUAAAAUCCUUGGCCAGUGAAGAUAUUACGCAGGUAACACCGACACAAGGCUUCAAUAUAAAGAGCGUCCAAAGCGAAGGAUUCAAAUUGAACGUUUGGGAUAUUGGAGGUGCUCGAAAAAUUCGUCCCUAUUGGCGAAAUUACUUUGAAAAUACGGAUGUUUUAAUAUAUGUCGUGGACAGCGCGGACGUUAAGAGACUAGAAGAAACAGGUCAAGAGUUGUCAGAGCUCUUAUUGGAAGAGAAAUUAAAAGCUGUUCCUUUAUUGGUUUAUGCAAAUAAACAAGAUCUUGGACAAGCUGUCACAGCAGCCGAAAUCGCCGAAGGUCUUGGAUUGCACAAUAUCAAGGAUCGCGACUGGCAGAUACAAUCAUGCAUCGCGACCGAAGGAAAAGGAGUCAAGGAGGGUCUUGAAUGGGCAUGCAAGAACAUCAAGAGAAAGUAAUGCUGGUAAAAGAAUAACAACAAACCGCAACGAUUUACGAUGUACCUCGUACAUCCAACAUACGUUUUAUUUGGCUUUUACCUAAUAUUUACAGAAGCUGUUGCAAACAACGCAAACGCAUGAACACGAUCGAAUAGAUCUAGUCAUUCAACUUCCGGCCUUCAUGGAAGGAGCUUUCGUAAGCUCAGAAUUACGACGUCCCAAAGAAUAUAUCUAUAUUAUAAUACGUACCUUCUCACAAGUGCUCUUCUUAUGAAAUAGAAUUCUUAGAGAUUCCAUUAAAGAAAGAAAUAAAUAUAAUAGCGAAUCAAAAAGAAGAUGCAUACAAAUAAUUAUAAACUGGUGCUCUUAUAAUUGACCACUGUUGAUUUCACGACACUUGACCGAGAAAUAUUUAGCACCGUGGAAGUAAAAGAA